AUGGCCGAUAUCGAUGACUUUGAGGUUCCACGAGGUGCGCUCCGCAUCAAGGGCGGAGCAAUUGGCGGCGUCAAGAAAGCCAAGAGCAAGAAGCCAGCCCCAUCCGAAAGCACAAACACACAAGCGCAAGGCGUAGUCAGCUCCGUGCUCGCCGAACUGGCAGAGGGCAGCACGCCCGACGACGCUGCUUCGUCCACCCAAGCUGCACCAAAGGCCGACUUGCGAACGCCUGCUCAAAAGAAGGCUGAUGCUUUGCGAGAGCGAAGGGAAGCCGAGCGCAUUCUUAAACAAGCCUCGGUCAGUCACAAGGAUCGCAUUGCUGAAUUCAACAAAAAGCUGGACGAGCAAUCCGAGCAUUACGAUGUGCCCAAAAUCAGUUGGACAAAUUUCGCGCCAACGCCGCAGCCGCUGCCACUCCUUGCCGCGCCCCGUCUGCCGUCGACCUACCCGUAUGGCAGCUCUGUCACACGCGGUGGGCGGCCAGGGGGACCGACGGCGGCGACGAGCAGGCGGCGUUUUGCUGGCGCGCCUGUGCUGCAAGUUGCGAGAAUGGGCGAUUGA
Capsaspora owczarzaki ATCC 30864 is the source of this 561-nucleotide messenger RNA. RefSeq lists its product as hypothetical. Lineage: Eukaryota; Filasterea; Ministeriida; Capsasporidae. Bases 1 to 561 code for a protein of 186 amino acids. The record is from RefSeq and is a predicted model, not a curated record. The transcript is spliced from 4 exons. Gene Ontology annotation, cellular component: nucleolus.